AUGCAUAUCUUACACACAUACGCCGGAUAUACCAGUGUUGUUUUCAUCAUCGCUCUGGCUGUCUGUUUACAAAUACAUUUUGCUGAAAGUCGGUCGCUUUCCACAGAUGAAUAUUUCCCAAACACGAUAUUCAAAAGAAAUUCCUGGUUUAGUAAAAAGUCAAUGGAAGACUUACCACCAACUUCACAGAAACAUGAUGAUAUCACUCCAAUGCAAGUGAAAACUGGCUGUGAAGAAGCUCUCUCUGUAUACAGGUGCUAUGCUGAUAUGUGCGUACCGGAAUUUGUGGAGUGCUCGAGGACGUCUAUGAGUAACGAUGUGUAUGAAAUGUGCAAGCUGGAACACAGCAUGUGCGCGUCUCGAUGCUUUAAUGGUUCUGGACCGGAACUGGAAAUAAAAUGA
Messenger RNA from Ylistrum balloti, 402 nucleotides. RefSeq lists its product as uncharacterized. The record is from RefSeq and is a predicted model, not a curated record. The transcript is spliced from 5 exons. The coding region runs from base 1 to 402 and encodes 133 amino acids. Lineage: Eukaryota; Metazoa; Mollusca; Bivalvia; Pectinida; Pectinidae.